CGUGCUGUCCGGAGCUCCGCGGGCGUUUGCGGCGAGAACAGACGGAGGAAAUACCGGAUGAAUGGCCCUCCUGCCGGGAUGGGGGCCCCGGGUCCCCGCGGGGCUCCGGACCUCGCGGACGCGCCCCUCAGCGUGCGGCGCGCCGGCCCGUUCGUGCGCGUGGCGGGGCGCGAGGCUCCCCCGGCCCUGGGCGCGCCGGGGCCCUCGGUCGCGGGGGCGAGCGGCAGCCCGGGCGGCGCCCCCGAGGACCGCGGGGCCGGGGAGGACGUGGACUGUGACUCCUGGGUCCGAGAGAAAGUGCUCUUUCUUCUGCACCCGGAGAGGUGGCUGGGGUCUCAGGGGGCCUCCGCGCGGGAAGAAGUGGCCGACGAGGAGGACCUUUUCAAAGCGGGAGGACAAGACCGGGAACCCAACUGCCCUUCGCCACCGUUUCCACGGGAAAAGCGAAUGUCUGGCAGCUGUGUAGACGCUGCCUCCCAAGCUCCGGGGGACCCACCCAAACCCCUCCUCGUGCGGGUCGUGGAUUAUGAGGUGACGCAAGAAGUCCUGCAGGUCGCGUGGGCGAAGGGCUGCAUGACCACGCUGACCGAGGAGCGCUCCGUGACCGCGCUCACUCUCCGCGCCCACAGGGAGUGAGGCCGGGUGCGGGGCGCCGGGACCCCUGGAGGUGCCCCGAGCUCUCGGCACAGAGAGGGACCGCCGUGUCCACGCCGCAGAGGGAGGAUCGUUUCACGGUCCCCCAGGACCUGGUUCCCGAGGGGAUCCAGUCGGGAAGAGGAGCCCGAGGAAGGUUCGGGGCUGGUGAAGGAGCGCGCAUCCUUAAGAAAAGAAAAUGCCCUUCCGGAAAUUCCAACUUGAAAUUAACCGACAGCAAGAACCUUUUAAGAGGCUGGCGCCGAGCUUCAAGGAGGCACACGACACCCAAUGCAGAUUGAAGAACUGUAAGCAACACAAUACCUCCUUAAAUACUGUGACGGUCUGGGGACCUUAGAAGAGGGGAAGAAAGAGUUUCCUGAUCCGAGCAGAACCCUGUCAUGGGAGGAAGCUGAGGAAUCUUUUCCCAGUUAAUCGUGUCCUGGGAGUGAAUCUGAAGGGAAGCGUGGGCAUCAAUACCAAGAAGUCUGUGAGAAUGGCUGGAUCUUGGCUCUGGUCUUACCUCCACCUGACCAAAAAUGUGAUCAUCUACAGUUGUCUGAUGUGGAUGAAUCACAGCAAGGACUUUGGAAGCCAGCUGACCACUCAAGUGACCAUAAGACACAUCACAGUCACAUAACUGCAGUAGAUCAGGCAAGUGUCAACCUCUCUUAACCUUUGUCCACCGCCUCCAUCACCUUGGAGAGCCAUUACAUUUGAUUUGCUGAUCUUAUUCUUGUUGGUCCUCACCAGCAUUUGAUGUGCCUUUUUGCUUUAAAAAAAAAAAAAGAAAGAAAAAAGGAGAAAGAGAAAAAGCUUUCUGUUAACAGAAAAUGUUACUCAUUGCAAAAAAAUUUGAGGAAAUGUUAUUUUGUGAGGAAAAAGAAUGGAAUAAAAGAACAUGAAAACUCACCGGUGACCCCAAAUCUCUUUUAGUAAUUGGUAUGUUUCCAGUCUGGUUUUACUUAUUUGAUUUGUUAAAGUGUAUAUACAUACAUAUAUACAUAAACUUUUCUGAGCAUAAACUAUAUACAAAAUCUGAGUAUUGUCUGUGUAUAAACUAACUUAUGUUCAAGGUGGCGUCUAUGAACCAGCAUCUUGGGCAUCUCCAAGAAUGGUUUGUUAAGAAGUGCAGAAUUCUGGGCCCCACUCCAAAUCUGUUGAAUCAGAAUUCAAAUUUUGACUAGAACCCUGGGUGAUUCACAUUAAAGUUUGAGAAGCAUUGACAUAUAUACUAUAUUUAAUUCUGUAUCCAGCUUUGUCACUUACAAAAACUAAAAAGUUUUUAUUUUUCUGUAUUUCUCAUUAAUUGUUAACAAUGCUGUGGAAAUAACACUUUGUAGAAUUAUGAAAACAUUUAGAGAUCACAGAAGAUUGAAAUAUACAUUGAUUUGUGAAUUGACAAAGAGAUCUCUAAAAAGCUGCUUAUUGUUUCUUUAAAGAGCCUUAUUAUUCUAAAGUUUUCCUAAUGAAAGAUUGAUUAGUUACUGGAGUUCAAACUAUUUCAGAAAUGUGGUUCUUUUAUUGUCUAAGAAUCCCCUUAAGGGAAGAAGGCAGGAAGUCAUUAAAGCCCGAUAACAACACUUACUGGCUGAGUCAGGACUCUCCAGCCACUUGUAAUAAGUUGCUAGGGGUGGAGGGAAAGGUAGGUGGAGCCUGAAUUUCAAUCAACUGAUUCAGAUAAGGAAACAAAGGCUGUGACUCUUGAAUACCCUGACAUCCUUAUAGCUCUGGUCAGUACUUUGCUCUGUAAUUAAGGAGGGCAAAUCUUUGUAACUUUGCUUCUGUAGAUGAAGAUAAGAAAACAAACAGUCGGGUUUGCUUUGGAAAGAGUAAAGAAUUAUAAUCAAUUAUUAGGCACAAUGUAGCUAAUAGUUAACAAAACAGACUUGGUUAGCUUCAAAGCAAGGAAUUAAUUGAUACUCAAACUCAGACUUGUAAGUAUAAGAAAGAAUAAGUAGUUUUAGGAGGCUGCAGCCCUCACAAAAAUAGGACAAACAGAGGCUAUUUAUUUAGAGCUUGUUAUAGAAAGGGAGUCCACCAGCAUCACUUGCUCUGGGCAGGGGAGCAAAGGAAGGCAGGGCAGUGUGAAAGCUUUACAGUGACCAAGAUGAUCUUAACUUUAUUCUCACCUCAGCUAAACUUUAGGUUUCUUCUUGACUACAGCUUCUGAGCUCAUUUUCCUUAGAGCAUUGCUUGAGAAAACUUGCAAUUGUAAAUUUCUUUCUCUGCCCCUUUGAGAUAUAAAUCUGCCAACCUCUUGCCAGUUUUAUAACCCAGAAACAGGUCUGUCCUUCUCAAGGAUCUGGAAGCCUUCCCUUUAAAAUGUAGUCUAGAAAGAUGGGGGCCCCUGACUCCUGGUCUCUGCAAGGAGGGGGUCAGAGUUGCUCAGAACCGUGAGUGUUAAAGCUGAUUUGUGUGCCUGUUGGAUCAUCCUGAGGCAUAUGUCUUCUAAAAAAUCUUGUGACCUUGAGCUUAUUUUGAAAGUCUGCUAGGUCCAUGGAAAAGUGGGUACAAUUGAAUAACCAGAAUUCAACUUACUUAGAAAAGGGAUAGGGAGGUAUAUGGGGCACCAGAUAAUUUUUACCAAAUCAAAAGAACUUGAAGGGAGGGCUUGUGAACACAGUCACCUUGUGUAAGGAUUCUCUGACCACUGAUGUCCAUGUUUCAGAAAGAAAUCCUUUGCAAGCCUAUGGACUUCCCAAGCCAGCCUCAAUAUUGACCCAGAUUCCUGAAGUUAUAGGUUUAAGCUUUACAAUCUUUUACAAUCUUUCCAUUCCAACAUAACUGGAAGGGAAAAUGGGCAAAUUUAGAAGUGAAAUAAUAAGUCAAAACAUGGGAGUAGAAGAAAGGAGGUUCUAUGACCUUUAUUCAGUGGCAGAGUUAUAUUCAGGCAAUGGGACGGGUUUGCCCCAAGAGUGAAAAAUAAGCAGUACAUCAUCUUCAGAGUCUUAAAAAUAAUGAUAAUGCUGGACUAAAAACCUGUCUCCUUUUUCAUCAUCACGGGCUUAGUAAUAAAAUACUUGUCUCUGAAAAAAAUCUAUUGUUGAUCUAAAUUCUAAAAAAUUCCUAUGAUUACUGUUUGAACUUUAAUAAUACAGAGGUAAGCCUCCAAUGAGCACAUUUUUAUUUUCCUUUAUUAUUUUUUUCUAUGUGGAAAAUAAUUUGAAGAACUCUCAGUGUUGCCUCCCCUGAAUCAGUCUCUUCCCCUCUCUCUUUCUCUGUCUCACAUACACACACACAGAAUGAGUCACAUGCAUUCAGAGAGUAAAUUCCUAAGAAUUCAGAAUCUUUCUUACUCAUUUAGAAUGCACUUUGUGUCUCUGACCUCUAUAUAUUCCUGCAUUUUAAGAGUAGAUUCAGGGAAUUCCCUGGUGGCUCAGUGGUUAAGACUACGAGCUCCCAAUGCAGGGGGCCCAGGUUUGAUCCCUGGUCAGGGAACUAGAUCCCAUGUGAAUGUUACAACGAAAAAAGAGUUCCUGUGCCUCAACUAAGGAGCCCGUGAGCCGCAACUAAGGCCAAGCACAACCAAAUUAAUUACUUAAUUAAAAAAGAUAAAACUUAAAAAAAGUAGAUUCAGUAUAAACUAUAACAGUGGUUGUAGUUAAUAAAAAGAACUCAAGUUAUUACAAUUCUGACAUAUGUGACUAUAAAAUUUUAAAUCGGGAAGCAGUGAAAUGUAAUAUUUUUUGUUCAGCAAGUGCAAAUUUAGUUCACAUGUCAAUGGCUUUAUUGGAUUUGCAUAAUUAACAUGAAGUUUAUUAUUUAUUCAUCAUUUUAAAUCUAAAGAAUGAAUCAAGAAAAUAAAAUAUUCCAUGAAUGGUAUAAUUUAGUAGUUCUGUUUCUUUUGCAGUUUUGUUAAAGUUUAUUAGUUACUUGACAGUUGUUCACAUACAUAAUUAUUAUAUCAGACUCACCAAAGGAUCAAAGUUAUUGUUUUAGUUUAUGAUUAUUAUUGAAUUUUUUUUCCCCAUAUCCCCUUAUUCCCUCCCUCCCUUGAUUCCCCCCCACCCUCCCCAUCCCAGUCCUCUAAGGCAUCAUCCAUCCUCGAGUUGAACUCCCCUUGUUAUACAGCAACUUCCCACUGGCUAUCUGUUUUACAGCUGGUAGUAUAUAUAUGUCUAUUCUACUCUCUCACUUCGUCUCAACUUCCCCUUCACCCCCCACCCCCCCAAACCUCGAGUUCUCCAGUCCAUUCUCUGCAUCUGCAUCCUUGUUCUUGUCUUGUCACUGAGUUCAUCAGUACCAUUUUUAGAUUCCCUAUACAUGAGUUUGCAUACAAUAUUUGU
Molecule: messenger RNA, 4922 nt
Organism: Hippopotamus amphibius kiboko
Lineage: Eukaryota; Metazoa; Chordata; Mammalia; Artiodactyla; Hippopotamidae
Gene: C11H6orf141
Product: chromosome 11 C6orf141 homolog
Exons: 2
Coding region: 58-636 (192 amino acids)
Source: RefSeq, a predicted model, not a curated record